AUGCACACAAGUAUGGAUUUCGUCAGAAUUCGUCCGUCCGCGAACUUUUUGACAGUUCUUGAAGAACUUCACACGUGUCCAGGGGCCCCAAAAUCGCUAGUGCGGUACUUUCAUUUCCAAAAGAUAAAUCAGAAGAAACCUAAACCUGUUCUAGAAAUCUCUGAUGCAGACGAAGAAUCAGUCAUCAAAUUGCAACAAGAAAAUAAAGAAAAGCAAUCAGAUCGGAUAGAACAUUCUUGUGAAUCGGGUGAAAAUAAAAGGGGAGACGUCGAAAAUAAUGCAUCAGAAAGCGAAGUUAGUGAUGAGGAAACUCCUCCCGGCCCACUUCUGCUUUUGACCAGCGACAUUAAGUGGUGUCAUGCAAGGAUGCGGGAACGUGGAAUGAAGUUUCGUAUUCAUCAGCUGCUCGACGAGAGCGAAAUUCUACUGCCGACCUACGAGCCUCCUCCACGCAACCCAGAAUUAGAAGCUCGCAUACAGAAUCUGAGGGCGGAACAAGAGAACCGAGAAUACGCUCGAAUGGUACAGAGCAUUGCACAGCUGAAACAAGGCACGGCGACCACCAUAGGUCAAGAAUAUCGAGAGAUUCACAAAGAAAUGACUACGCAUCUCAUCACUGGUGCCCAGUACCUUCUGUCUAUCGUAGGGACCUUCUUCGCUCUAUUCAUUGGCUCAAGUUUGGUCGUUCCUGAAUUCUCCCCCAGAAUUGUGUUCGGCAUUAUUGGAGCUCUGAUAGUGGCGCUGGCUGAAAUAUAUUUUAUCAUUCGCGACGACAUUAGAAAAGAAACUUCAAAGAAAACAAAGUAGUUCCGUGUUUUCUCAUUAUUCUAGUGUUGUAGAUAAUGUGACGUAGAAGCUUAUCGCAUUUGGGGGUUUCAGAAUUGAUUGACCGAUGAGAUGACAAUGCUUUGGUCUCUCCAUUGCCUAUUUAUUUGAUUCUUAUAACGGAAGUGAUUUCAUUUUUUUUUCUCUUGUGAACAAAUGACACAAAGUGGCAACCGCAUUGAACCAACACCAUUAAAAAAAGUUAUAAGAAUUUUUCCAGAAAAGCACGAAAUUUCCGCACUUCCAGUCAUGCCAAUUUGAGAAUAUUUCUAUGUGAACAAAUUGCUAUAUUGUUUUGUUGUGUUUGAACUUUGUUGGAUUAUCUGAUACAUAUUUUUAUUUAAAUUCUCAUAUACGUACAAGUACUUCGAUCAGAAUUGGCUAGAUAGAUGCGAUACUAACCAUCUGUUGCCUAACGUAAAAUAAUUUUAUUAUGAAAUUGGCUACACAGAACGUCCGUUGGAAAAUGUUUGUGAAAUUUCAAAUCCAUUCAGUCUUGAAAAUUUUUAAAGCCUGAUUAAUUC
This is a messenger RNA of Hyalella azteca, 1349 nucleotides long. RefSeq names its product transmembrane protein 199-like. The record is from RefSeq and is a predicted model, not a curated record. Bases 1 to 807 code for a protein of 268 amino acids. The transcript has a single exon. Gene Ontology annotation, biological process: vacuolar proton-transporting V-type ATPase complex assembly. NCBI's taxonomy places the organism in Eukaryota, Metazoa, Arthropoda, Malacostraca, Amphipoda, Hyalellidae. Gene Ontology annotation, cellular component: endomembrane system.